This is a messenger RNA of Esox lucius (northern pike), 1166 nucleotides long. Its product is annotated as C-type lectin domain family 4 member E-like. Lineage: Eukaryota; Metazoa; Chordata; Actinopteri; Esociformes; Esocidae. Bases 54 to 686 code for a protein of 210 amino acids. The transcript is spliced from 2 exons. The record is from RefSeq and is a predicted model, not a curated record.
GGAGUUUUGUUUGGCAACCCAGAUAUGAGUAGAAAUAAAUCAACUUCAUUGAGAUGAGUACUAUUGAGGGUUCUUCCGUUCUGAAAUCAGCUCAACACUCUGGGAGAAGAGUCUAUAUGUUGCUUGCUGUGGCAUUUUCAGUGUUGUGUGUCCUACACUUCAUUCUCAAUAUCUACACAUUUCUAGUCACCUACUUAACCUCUGGAGAGAAUCUACUGAAUACCAGGUAUGACAACCUGACUAAUGAGAGAGACCAGCUUCAGACCAGCUGCAUCAACUUGACUAAAUCGACAUGUUUUCAACACUGGAUAAAGUCUGGCUCUGGUUGUUACUACAUUUUCACUGACUAUAAAACUUGGACUGACAGCAGACAGGACUGUCUGGAUAGAGGAGGAGACCUGGUGAUCAUAAACAGCAGGGAGGAACAGGAAUUUAUCACAAGACUUGGCUACAAAGUCUGGAUUGGUCUGACUGACAGAGACGUUGAGGGAACCUGGAGAUGGGUGAAUGGUUCACCACUGACCACCAGUUACUGGAUCAACGAGGAGCCAAAUGAUGCUGGAGGAACUGAGGACUGUGCUGAGAUUAGAAUGACUGAAAGUGAACCGUUUGGGGCUUGGAAUGAUGCUCCAUGUCAAAUCCCAAAACGUUGGAUCUGUGAGAGGACGAUGCACUGUAGAAAGUAACUCUAAAAAGUUUUACUAACUAAUAUGUCAGCAAGGAGUAUUAUCAGUUAAUGUUUUUGAGUAUUUCUAACAAUGUCCGUAAAUAUCACUUUAUUAAUGCUCUACUAAUAGAAAAUGUGUAAUGUUUUAUCAAAACAGUGGGGCAAAUAGACAUUCAAUAAGACAAGGUAAAUGAAUAAAAUAGUGUGUAGUACCAAGAUUUAUUUCAGCAGUUUGUAUUAUUAACAACUCUUCUUCCAACGAGGAAUGAGUACUGUACCUGGAUUGACCUGAGGGACACUGGAGAUUGGUGAACAAUACACCAUCGUCCACAGGUUGCUUUAUUGUGAUAGAUAACAAUCAGCACCACCUGUUUCCCACAAAGACAAGGGCACAGGAUUCCUCCAUUCGGCCACACAUUAUUCAUUACCGUAGAUUAGACACUGUAUAACCUAAUGACUAUCUUUAACUAGUACAUUUAUUAACAACAGAACACAAGAA